Trifolium pratense (red clover) is the source of this 2525-nucleotide messenger RNA. Its product is annotated as GTPase Der. The record is from RefSeq and is a predicted model, not a curated record. The transcript is spliced from 12 exons. Gene Ontology annotation, molecular function: GTP binding. Gene Ontology annotation, cellular component: chloroplast. Bases 84 to 2063 code for a protein of 659 amino acids. NCBI's taxonomy places the organism in Eukaryota, Viridiplantae, Streptophyta, Magnoliopsida, Fabales, Fabaceae.
AUCCCGAAUUGAGAAGAUAAACCCGCCAAAUCGUGAACUCAAUCCUCACAAUGUAACUAAGAUACACAGUUUCACUUCCACCAAUGGCAUAUCUUCUCCAAUUAAACUUUCCCACCCCUAUCUCUUCCUACACCACCAUCCCUAAAACCCCAAACCGCAUUUUCUCCUUUCACCACACUCUUCCUUUUUCCACUUCAAUUCUUUCCUCUCUUUCUCAACCUAAAUCAUCCAUUUCUCUCCCUCGCCGGAGCCUCUCCCUCUCCAUACCGCAAUUCAGCGCCACUGAAUUAUCCGGCACCACUGCCGAUGAUGACGACGAUGAGCUAUUAUUACCAGAUGAAUUGGACAACGAAGUUGAUUAUUCAGAUGAAGAUGAUGACGUUGAUGUCGUUGCGCUCGAGCGAGAAGCAAAGGAAGUUGCGCUGGAGUAUUCAACCUCUCUAUCUCGCGUUUUAACUAUUGAAGAAGAGAGAAGUAAUGUAAAGGAAACGGGGAAAAACUCCAAGAGGAGUAAACCGAAGAAAAAAAUUAUCCCCGACAAUCUUCUCCCAAGGAUUGCUAUUGUUGGAAGACCGAACGUUGGCAAGUCAGCAUUAUUUAAUCGUCUCGUUGGGGGAAACAAGGCUAUCGUGGUGGAUGAACCUGGGGUUACUAGGGAUCGUUUAUAUGGCCGAUCAUAUUGGGGAGAUCAUGAAUUCAUGGUGGUGGAUACUGGUGGUGUUAUCACUGUUUCAAAAUCACAAAGUACUGUUAUGGAGGAGCUGGAUAUUAGUACAACUAUUGGUAUGGAUGGUAUUCCCCUUGCCUCUAGAGAGGCUGCUGUUGCCAGGAUGCCAUCAAUGAUUGAGAAACAAGCGAUUGCAGCUGUGGAAGAAUCACCUGUUAUUAUUUUCCUGGUUGAUGGUCAGGCAGGUCUAACAGCAGCUGAUGUGGAGAUUGCUGAUUGGCUACGUAGAAACUACUCAAAUAAAAGCAUCAUUCUUGCAGUUAACAAGUGUGAAUCUCCACGGAAAAGAAUUAUGCAGGUGUCUGAAUUUUGGUCCCUUGGGUUUGAACCAAUUCCAAUAUCAGCUAUAUCAGGGUCUGGAACUGGAGAGCUUCUUGACCUUGUUUGUUCAGGGAUUCAGAAAGUUGAGGAGCCAAAUAAUAUUCUUGAAGAAGAAGAUUAUGUUCCUGCGAUUUCAAUUGUUGGUAGACCAAAUGUGGGCAAAAGUAGCAUUUUGAAUGCACUGGUUGGUGAGGACAGAACAAUAGUCAGCCCAAUCAGUGGCACUACACGUGAUGCUAUUGAUACUGAAUUUACUGCACCAGAUGGCCAGAAGUUCCAUCUUAUUGAUACUGCUGGAAUCAGGAAAAGGACAGCCGUAGCCUCAGCUGGAAGCACAACAGAGGCUUUGUCGGUGAAUCGAGCAUUUCGUGCUAUUCGGCGUUCUGAUGUUGUUGCGCUUGUCAUUGAGGCCAUGGCUUGUAUCACUGAACAGGACUACAAGAUAGCUGAAAGGAUAGAAAAAGAAGGGAAAGGUUGUGUGAUCGUUGUAAACAAAUGGGAUACAAUACCAAAUAAAAAUCAGCAGACUGCAUUAUUCUAUGAGCAAGAUGUCAGAGAGAAGCUUCGUUUACUUAACUGGGCUCCAAUUGUUUAUUCUACUGCUCUAGCUGGCCAAAGUGUUGACAAGAUCAUUGUUGCUGCUAGUGAAGUCGAAAAGGAGAGAUCAAGAAGACUGGGUACUUCUAUAUUAAAUCAAGUAGUAGGGGAAGCAGUAACUUUUAAGCCUCCUCCCAGGACACGCGGUGGAAAAAGAGGGCGUGUUUACUAUUGCACUCAGGCUGCUAUAAGACCGCCUACAUUUGUGUUCUUUGUCAAUGAUGCAAAACUUUUUCCUGAAACUUACCGGCGCUUUAUGGAGAAGCAGCUGCGUUCAAAUGCAGGAUUUCCUGGUACUCCCAUUCGGCUUCUGUGGCGCAGCAGAAAAAAAAUGGAAAAAGAUGAAGGAAAAAAGGUUACAAGGACCAAAGAAAAUCGUGCGCCGCACCGUCGAAAAUUGAUCUCAGCUACAAAGUAGGAGCAGACAUUUUAUGGUAUAAAACUGGCCGUGGUUCUGUUUGUGUUGAGAAAAUUGAAGGGGCUUUUUACCAGAGAUUACUCAAAUGAUUCUGCUCCUGAAAUAACUAAAAUUAGUAAAAGCUUCACAAGUACGAACGAGUGCGGAGUUCCAAAGUCUGGAUGAGAAUCUUUCAUUUACCAUGAUCGUGAUCCUUUUGGUAAUUUUAGUAGGCAUUUCAAAUUUUGUAGGCUCGACUUAUCAGCACAUUCAUCCUCAAUAACUAUAUAGUGAAUUUAUUUAUAGUAGUUGGAUUUCUAAUUGUUUUUUUAAUCCCAAAUAGUUAAGCUGCAUAUUUUCCAGUGAUUACAUGGUCCUUACUCUAGAAUGAUGCUGAUGUUUUUGCUAGGCAAUUGCCAGAAAUGAAAAUAUUAUCUUGUAAAUAUACCAUUUUAAUUUUAUGACAUUUUCCCCUUACUAUUA